Molecule: messenger RNA, 1534 nt
Organism: Tuber melanosporum (Perigord truffle)
Lineage: Eukaryota; Fungi; Ascomycota; Pezizomycetes; Pezizales; Tuberaceae
Exons: 5
Coding region: 44-1534 (496 amino acids)
Biological process (GO): iron ion transmembrane transport
Cellular component (GO): membrane
Molecular function (GO): iron ion transmembrane transporter activity
Source: RefSeq, a predicted model, not a curated record
AUUCUGAAGCACCCUUCCUCUCUCCCCGGACAAAGGACAAAAGAUGGGGUCAGGUAUUAGCGAGGAUACUCGAUCAGGCACCGAGCUACUCCUCCCAGCCGCACCCCCACCCCCACUCCCGCCGCGCCACCUUCCCAAAAACAUAACUCUACGCCUAUACCUCUCCCACCUCCUCUCAACCUGGAACUCCCGAGUCUUUGAAUUUGGUGCACUCCUGUUCAUCGCGAACUUGCACCCGGACACGCUCCUGCCGGGCUCGCUGUAUGCACUGGUGCGUGGGGUCUCGGCGGUGCUGUGCUCGCCAUGGGUGGGGCGGCACGUGGAUUCUGGGGAUCGGUUGCGGGUGGUUAGGGUUUCGAUCGUUGCGCAGAGGGUUGCGGUGGUAUUGUCUUGCGGCGGUUUGCUGGUGGUUAAGAAUGGGGUCGGAGCGGCGGGUAAGGGGGCUGGGGGUGCGCUGGUGAUGGGGGUUUUGGCGGUGUUGGCGUGUUGUGAGAAGUUGGCUUCCGUGGGGAAUUUGAUUGCCGUUGAGAGGGAUUGGGUUGUUUUAAUUGCUGGGGGUGAUGAGGGUGCGCUCCUAGUCUUGAACUCGCAAAUGCGCAGGAUCGACCUUUUCUGCAAGUUGCUUGGCCCAUUGGCGGUUUCGGCGGCCGACGGGAUAUCCACCGUCGUGGCGAUAUAUGUCGUCCUGGGAUUGAACUUGGCAUCCGUUGGCGUGGAGUGCUUUGCCAUUGCCGAUGUAUACCGCAUGGUCCCAGCCCUUCAAGAACCCAAGACACACCCCACCUCCGCCUCCGCCCCCCUAGAAGAUCAGGAACGAAUCGAGACACUACCACAACCACAUUCAUACCUCCGCAGCAUAUACACUCCCAUAUCAAAAUACCUCCACCACUCUGCCGCCCUCCCAUCCCUUGCUUUGUCAAUCGUGUACUUCACAGUCCUGAACUUCGGUGCGCAGAUGAUAACCUACCUACUCGCAUCCGGCUACACCCCACUCCACAUCAGCAGUGUCCGCGGUAUUUCCGUCCUCUUCGAGAUCUCCGCGACCUGGCUCGCGCCGCUGGUAAUGUCACGUGUAGGCCCCAUCCGCGGCUGCCUCUGGUCCGUGAACUGGCAGCUCCUCUGUGUCGCCGGCGGCGUUAGCACAGUCUGGUUCUCGGAGGAUCCAAAGAUGGCGGCUGGUGGGUUGAUUCUCGGAGUCAUAUUUAGCAGGAUUGGACUCUGGGGGUUUGAUCUUUUUGUGCAGAUAAUUAUCCAAGAUGAAGUGGAGCCAGGAUAUCGAGGAUCCUUCUCUGCCACAGAAGCCUCUGUGCAAAAUACUUUCGAGCUGGGAUCGUAUGCUAUGACGGCGAUAUUUGCGAGGCCCGCAGAGUUCAGGUAUCUGGCUGUUGUGAGUGCUGUUGCAGUAUUACUCGCCGCGGGAUUGUUUGCUGGCUUCGUGAGGAAGAGGAGGGGCCAUCUUGUGCAUACUCCUGCGUGCUUCGGUAUGAUGGAAGUUAAGCGUAGGGCGGAGGGGUAUCAAAGGUUGGCGAGUUGA